This is a messenger RNA of Durusdinium trenchii, 3996 nucleotides long. The record is from the annotation of a GenBank genome assembly. Lineage: Eukaryota; Dinophyceae; Suessiales; Symbiodiniaceae.
AUGGACAGAUUUUUGACAGAGGCCCAGUUCGGAGUUUUUGGGAUCAUUCCCCAGUGUCAUUUGGAUCAACCGUUUUCAAGUCAAGAUUAUCAAAUGACUGGCUCUUUGCUGUGCUUCAAGGCACAAGCUGUGGAUGCCCUAGCGGAGGCUAAAGUGAUGGCUCACGCCAAGGAGGAAGCUGAGGCUCAUGCUCAGGCCUCCAGCGAUGCUCGGGCACAGGCAGAGGCGAGGCUUGCCACUGCCAUUGCGGAAGUCAGGGCAGCGGCCGAGGCCAGAGAAGCUGCGGAGGCACAGUCCAUGGCGGCCAUGGCAGAAGUGAAAGCUUUUGCAAGUGCCAAAGACCAUGCAGAGGCUCAAGCGGCUGCUGCAUUGGCCGAAGCUAAAGCUUUGGCCAAAGCGAAAGAAGGAGCUGAGGUGCAGAGGCAGGUGGCCUUGGAGGAGGCCAGAGCAUCCAGCGAGGCCAAAGCUGCAGCAGAGGCCCGUGCCUCCUCAGUGGCCGCACAAGCCGAAGUGGCGGUGCAUGCGCGGCAGGCGGCCGAGGCGAAGAUCAAGGCGACCAGUGAGGCCUUGGCCCUGGCGGAGCAGCGCCUCAGUGUGGCGGUGGCGGCGGCCGGCGAGGCCAAGGCGACCGCCGAGGCCUGGGCCUCUGAGGCCACAGAAGCCUCCAAGAAGGCGAAGCUCAAGGAUGCAGCGCAUCAGCGUUUGGCUUCGAUUUGCACGGAGGCGCAGCCUCGGUGGUUGGCGCAGCGCCUCCAGAGCUGCGGCUACAACGUGCUGCGCUGGGCCUUUGAACACUUGGUGAAGAACGCCAUCGAGCUUCGAGGAGAGCAGCGCUUAGGUCCUGCGGUCGCCAGCCAGGCACAAAGCCUGCAUCAUGAGAACCAGCUUCUACUGGAUUCGAUGCGGCAGCAGCACGAGGAGCGGCUUCGGCAAAUGGCUUCUGAGCACGAGCAGCUACUGCAGCGGGUGGCCGACUCCAUCACUCGAGAGCUCCAGCUGGUGAGCGGCCUGGCCGAGCAGCGUCGCCUCCGCGAGGCGUUUGCGGUUUGGCGCUGGGCGCCCGUGCGCUCGCAGGGUGCAAGACGGAUCCUGCGGGUGUUGAAGCGCCACUUGCAGAGGAGACACCUGCAAAUCUGGCGGCGACAAGCGGAAGCAGACUUGGUGUCCUACCUGCAGGUGCAGAUCGAUUGCUUUGAGUCCUUCGCCUCCAAGCGAAACGCUCUCUGCUGGCGCGUCAUGCGCCGUUCUGGCGGCUAUUGGACAGCAGAGCAGCAGGAUCUCACCAGCUUGGCCGUGAUGGCUGCUUGGCGAGGGCAGGUGGAAGAGGGUCGGCGCUGCGAGGCUGCUCGGAGCUUGGCGUGCCAGAAGCUCAUUGAUGUAGGCUUUGGCCUCCUUCGGCGUCACCUCUGGUCACCCUGGCUGGCCUGGCAGCAGGCAGAGCAGCGGUCCUUGACCAUGGCCAUGCGGCAGGUGGAAGAGUCACACUUUCGCAAGGAGGCAGCCCAAUUAAAGCAAGAGCUGGAAGCGAUGCACUUGCAGGCCUCUUUGCAACGUGACACCUUCGCGGCUGAAUGCUCCUCCCUGCGGAAUGGCCGGAGGCUGUUGGAAGAGUCCAGCGAAGCCAAAGCCUUGGCCUGUGCCUCGCAGCGCUGGAUCUCGCUGGGCACGUCCCUGCGCCGGGCGGCGCUGCAGGCGUUGCUGCGCCCGAUGCGUUGGGCGCAGGCGGAGAGCGCCCGGAACCAGGCUGCCAGGGGCUCUUGGCGUCGCUUGGUGCAGAUGGUCCUGGCUGAAAACCCCUGGCGCCUACGGAGCUGCGCCACCCAUGUGGCGCUGGAGAAGCUGCAAGCGCGUCGACAGCAGUCAGUGGAGCUGAUCCGCCAACGCCGCCCCAUGGCACGCUUGGUGGCCUUUGCGUUGGCGCUCCGGCAGCGGGAGGCCCGGCGCCUGGCCAGCCAAGCGGAGCGAUGUCUGCGUGAUCUCUCCACCGCCUGGCGUCGCCUGGGCCGCCUCACUCAGCUGGCGCAGCGCGGCCUGCAGCGCCGGGGGCUUCACCGGCUGCGCACGCACACCACGGGGGCCUGGGCGGCCGAGCGGCAGAGGGAGCGCUGGGAGGCCCUGCUGCAAGGAUGGAACACCACCUCUGCCCUGCAAAAUGCCGGCGAGGCACAGAAGAAGACCGCGGCUCAAUUCCUGCUCCAUAUGCUCUCAGUGCAUGAGAGGUGCUCGUGCCGUGCUGCUUUGCAGCGCUGGCACGGGGCAGCGCAGCUUAUGCACUUGGAGGCCUCGCACCAACCAGAGCGGAUGCGACUAGGGCUGUCAAUCCUUGCGACUCUAGUUUCCAACAAGCUUCAAGGGUCUCUAUCGCAGGCCAUCAGCCAGUGGCGCAUUCUACGAUGGCAACACAUGGUCCGAUCCCUGGAUGACUCAGUGGCUCGAGAUCAUCGCCGAAUGCUGGCGGAAUCAGAGGUGCUGCGCUCCCAACUGGUACAGAGCCGUGAUGAGGCGCAGAAGGCUCUUCAGAGCCAGCAGGAAGCCGAGGCCAUGAUGGAUGCGGUGAAGCGGGACUGUCUUGCGCAGGAGGCACAAAUCGUCGACUUGGAGCGGGCCAAAAGGUCUACGCACUGGCUCUGUGAGCAGUGGAGAGAACGGCGGGGGCAGGCUGAGAUGAACAGGCUUUGCUCUCACUUGCACCAGGUGCGUACUUUGGAACAAAGAGUCCUUCUAAGUGCCUGGCGCAGCGUUUGUGAUGCACAAGCUGCCACACAGGAGCAGAGGACCUCAGCCGCCCACUUUCUGCUUCACCUGCUGGCUGCGAAGGAGAGGCGGGCUCGUCAGCGGGCUCUUCAAUGCUGGCGCGGGUCGGCGAUGGCCACCGCCGUUGAGGCGUCGGCCCAGUGCCGCUUGAUGGCACACGGGGAGACGCAGCGGGAGCUGCGAGUCUGCCAUGGCGUGUCCAUCCUCUCCAACAUGGUGAGACUUCGACUUCAGCAGGCAUUGCUGGGCCAUUGGCGAGUUCUUCGCUGGCAAGCCAUGGUCCGGUCUCUGGACAGCUCCUUCGCGCGGGACCAGCGGCGCAUGCUUGCAGAGGCGGACGCUUUGCGUGCGCAGCUGGUGCAGAGCCACGAUGAGGCUUUGGAACUCCGUGCCCUGCAGCUGAGUGAGGCCGAGCGCUCAAACCGCACAAGACAGGAGGCAGAGGCGAUCGUGGAAGCAGUGAAACGUGAGCGGGCCUCCCAGGCAACCAAGAUGGCAGACCUGGAGAAUGACAAGAGCUCCAGCAAGCAGCAGUGCGAGAAGUUGCAAGAGCAACUGGAACAGGCUCUGGCGGAUGUGACACAGCUGGACGCAGAGAAGCGCAGUGCCAUGAAAGAGAUCAGCACACUCCACUCAGAGCUUCAAGAUGCAGAACGCGCGCGGGAGGACUUGGUGCAGGCAGAGAUGCAGCGAGAGCGUGCCUUGCAGGAGCAGGUUCAAGCUGUCCAGCAACGAGCAUUGAAACGGGAGGCCGAACUGAAGGAUGCGGCCCAGAUGUCGGAUCAGGCACAGCAGCAGAAGAUCCUUGAGCUUCAUCGCUCGAUGGAGUUGCAGACCUCCAUGGCGGAGGACCAAGAGAAGAACAUCCGGCAUCUGCAGGAUCUCCUCAAGGAACAAGGUGAACAAUUGGCGCGAGAGCGCAGCGACCAUCAACGCGGAUUGAAUGCGUUGCGCGCUUCUGCUUCGCUCUCUGAGAGUAAGACCUCCUUGCUGCAGGAGCAGGUCGUGGCGUUGCGGCAGCAGCUGCAGCGAGAACACCAGGAGUUGAUGGCCAGUGAACGGGCCUGGUCCAGCGACCGAGCUGCUUUGCUCUCUGCGGUGUCAAGCCCUGUGCUGCCGCCUUCAGGGAAGCGAGCCGCAAGGCGGAAGCCAUCCCCUUCGUCCUCGCCAAAGCCAGGUGGAGCACGUUGCCCGUGGCAUGGUCCCGGCGGCUCCAAGAAGUUGGCGCCGGCGUUAAUGUGA